AUGAACUAUAAAAGCCUGGCUAUCCCCCCAGCCACACUGGGCAGCACUGGAAUGAGCAAGUCAGGAGCUGUGACAGGAAAGCUGAUGAUUUCCUCCAAAUUGGAUCCGGAGCAGCCCUUAGCACCUCGUGCUCCCAUCAGCAGGUUUUACACAGCCUUGGUCACGGGGGACCUGAGGAGCCUCCAGGUCCUGACUGAGAGAUACCAAGAUGUCAACAUGGUCUUUGAGAUCAGUGAGAACGAGCUGGAGUGGCAGGUGAAAAGCCAAGCUUCUUACAGACUCUCAGAGCUGUGGGCGCUGGAGGAGAGGCAGGAGCUGAGCACCCCUCUGUGCCUCGCCGCCCGCCACGGCCACCCCGACUGCCUGCGCCACCUCCUGUGCCGCGGGGCCGACCCCAACCGCCCGGGGGGCCAGGGACCCCUGCACGACGCCUGCCAGGGAGGGCACAGCGACUGUGUGGAGCUGCUGCUGGAGUACAGAGCCAACCCCAACCUGCAGAGCGAUGAGGGGCUGGCCCCGCUCUGCAGCACCCCGGACUCCCUGCGGUGUGCCAGGCUCCUGCUGAGACACGGGGCGGCCGUGGGACAGCCGAUCGAGGCGGGAGGGGACACAGCUCUGCACGUGGCCGCCCGGCACCGCCUGUGCUACCACGCCCGGCUCUACCCAGCGCCGGGCAUCCUCUGCGGGCAUCCCCCGGGGGUGGGCAGCGAUUCCCUGCAGCUUUUCCGGCUGCUGGCCGCCCACGGCGCCGACGUGGAGGCGCGGGACGAGAGCGGGAGGAGCCCCUUGCGCCGGGCGUGCGGGGCGGCCGAGGCGGAGCUGCGCGGCGCCGAUGCCAACGCCAUCCACUACGACGGCGUGUCCCCGCUGCGCUGGGCUCUGCAGGAGCGUCCCCACCUCACCGUCCAGCUGCUGCUCAACCACGGCUCCCGCAAGAUUCGGCCGCCCGCCUUCGUCAAGGUGCUGAAAUCCUGCGCGGCCGUGCCGGAGGUCAUCGAGGUCCUCUUCAAUUCCUACUCCCAAAUCCCCGUCUGCCAGGAGUGGUCCAAAGUCGUGCCAGAGGAGGUGUUCCAGGUGAGGCAGCACUGCUGCUUUGGCAGGGUUUUCCCCAUGGAACAGUGCAGCACCGACCUUUUUGGGCUGGCGGGCAGAGCGCGGUGCCUGCAGCACUGGUGCCAUUCCCUCAUCCCUCUGCUGCCCCUGCCCCGGGCUCUGCGGGAUUUCCUGCUGCUGGAGCCCCAGGGAGUCGUGAUGUGA
Messenger RNA from Sturnus vulgaris (Common starling), 1257 nucleotides. The record is from RefSeq and is a predicted model, not a curated record. NCBI's taxonomy places the organism in Eukaryota, Metazoa, Chordata, Aves, Passeriformes, Sturnidae.